CAAGUCCUUUUCAAGUUCAAAUGUUUCCCUUUCUCCUUUGAUUCCUGUUAUGAAGCACAGCUCCCGUUAACUCAUGACUCAGAGCCGGACAAAUCACACAGGUGUUUUCAAUUAGGCCUACUCUAAUCAGAUGGAUAUCACUAAUGAAAACACCUGAGUGCCUAAAAUAUAUCAACCAAUCCAAAGUAGGCUAGAUACUUUAUGUAGUUAAAAAGGAGUAUUACAAUAAAAAAAAGUCAACUCAUCUAUCAAAUGCUGUAUUGAAUGAAUUAAUGUAUUUGGUGGCUCAUGGGGGAAUUGGGAUAAACAGCUAUUUAGCCAUUGUCAGUUUAACAAUUGUUGCGUAACAUUUAUGUCAUAUGAUGGGGGAAUUAUUUAAAAGUCACUACACACAGUCUGCAUGAUGGUUCUGUGUGCAUUGAGGCGACAACUCCUGAGCAGAAGCAGCUGUGGAGCCUGGGCUAGGCUGUUGCAGAGACAGAGCCGGGGCUGUGUGUACUCGAUUACCCACGGCUUCAACCAGGACGAGAUCCGAGAGAAGCUGCAGGCCUUUCCUGGAGGAUCCAUUGAUCUUCUCAAACAGGAGUCAGGCAUCGCUGUGCUGACCAUCAACAACCCUGCCCGCAUGAACGCCUUCUCUGGCAGUAUGAUGGUGGACCUGGAGGAGAGGGUGAGCCAGCUGGAGAGCUGGACGGACUGUAAAGGCCUCAUUGUUCAGGGUUCUUCUGGAACUUUUUGCUCUGGGUCGGACCUCAACGCUGUCAGGGCGAUUUCAAACCCACAGGAUGGGAUGAAGAUGUGUAUGUUCAUGCAGAAUACACUAACAAGACUACUCAGGCUGCCUCUGAUCUCAGUUGCUCUGGUGGAGGGGAGAGCACUAGGAGGUGGUGCAGAACUCAUCACUGCCUGCGAUUUCAGGUUAAUGGCAUCUGGCAGCGUGAUCCAGUUUGUCCAUAAACACAUGGGUCUAGUCCCGGGCUGGGGCGGUGCCGCUCGACUCGUCCGCAUCGUAGGAAGCCAGCAUGCACUGAAGCUACUCGGUGGCGCGCUCAAGGUGGAACCAGAACUCGGCCUGCAGAUUGGACUGGCAGAUGGGGUCUUGGAGGCAGAAGAGGAUGCCCUCCCUCUACAGCAGGCUGAAGACUGGCUCAGUCGUUACACAAAAGGAGCUGCCCCAGUGAUCCAGGCUGUGAAGAAGGUGGUGCUGUCAGGACGAGAGCUUCCCCUGUCUGAUGCUCUGAGAACUGAGAAGGAUGUAUUUGGGACGGUUUGGGGGGGUCCGGCUAACCUGCAGGCUCUGGCCAGCAAACCCAAACACAAAUGAGCAUCUCUAAGAGCUUCUCCUUCCAGCUGUGAUGUCCAUCUGAGCCAAAGAGAGGUACUCUGGACUGAAAUGGAUAAACUUCCUUUGCUCUUUGCUGUGCUGAAGACAUUUACAGUUCCUUUUCGUAUAGGUGAAUGUUGUGUAUAAAAAGUGCACUGGAUGAUAAAGGGUUUCCUCUUUAUGGUUAAGAACUACAAACAAAACAUUAUCAGUGCAGUACUGUCAAAUACUAAGAGUGGAUAUUGUUUUGCAUACUUGAAUGCUCUUUGGUAAUCCUCUGACGUGUUGUGCCUGAUUGUCAUGAAAGCAAGAGCAGAGUUACAAAUAUAUUAAACAUUGCUGAUAUAGACAGA
This is a messenger RNA of Labrus mixtus (cuckoo wrasse), 1677 nucleotides long. RefSeq names its product enoyl CoA hydratase domain containing 1 (gene echdc1). The transcript has 7 exons. Gene Ontology annotation, molecular function: enoyl-CoA hydratase activity. Lineage: Eukaryota; Metazoa; Chordata; Actinopteri; Labriformes; Labridae. Bases 401 to 1324 code for a protein of 307 amino acids. Gene Ontology annotation, cellular component: cytosol. The record is from RefSeq and is a predicted model, not a curated record. Gene Ontology annotation, biological process: fatty acid beta-oxidation.